GGAAACGGAGUCGAUGAUCGGCAAGAAGAAGUUCCGGACGAUGCUCAAAGAGGUCGUUAACCGGUCCAUUUGGAAGAGGAAAAAGUACGUCGUCUGGGCCAGCGCGAUACCGAUCGCGUUGUUCGGGUACUUUGUCCCGUACGUUCACAUUGGAAAGUACGUCGACAUAACGUUCGAAAAAGCCGACAAAACGUACCCUCUGAUGUGCAUCGGUAUAACAUCCGGCAUCGGACGGCUCGUCUUUGGUUACGUCGCCGAUCUUCCGAGAGUCAAUAGAAUACUCCUCCAGCAGGUAUAA
Messenger RNA from Copidosoma floridanum, 298 nucleotides. Its product is annotated as monocarboxylate transporter 10-like. Lineage: Eukaryota; Metazoa; Arthropoda; Insecta; Hymenoptera; Encyrtidae. The record is from RefSeq and is a predicted model, not a curated record.